Molecule: messenger RNA, 198 nt
Organism: Acaulospora morrowiae
Lineage: Eukaryota; Fungi; Glomeromycota; Glomeromycetes; Diversisporales; Acaulosporaceae
Source: the annotation of a GenBank genome assembly
AUGACCGACAAAUCGCGUCUUGCCAAUCCCAACGCCGUUAUAAACACGAAAGUGCUCGCUGAUAUAACAAAAGAACCCAAAAUCAGCGACGGUACGAAGUUGAACAUUCGAGCAGGCAAUAAAAAACUUGUACACGUUCUGGCCUUGGUUGAAAAACAUGCGCGAAAAUUGCGAGAAGAGGAGGAUUUUGCGCCUUGA